GUGGAGUUUGAGCAGCUUCGUCGCUUCUGGAUAGAUAUAGGGCUUCGGUAGGACCUGUUGGUGUGUUUCAUAUAUUUAUGAUGAGUGAGGAGAUCGGCAUCAGUGAGUCCAAGGGCACCACCACAACCGCCACUACAGGCAACACGCUGUACAUCGGCGAGAUCGAAGGAUGGAUGGAGGCCAAGUACAUCACCGAGCAGAUGGCCAAGCAUGGCGAGGCGCCCAGCCAGAUCCGGCUGAUGGCCGAUAGGGGCUAUGGCUUUGCCGAGUUCUCAACGCGAGAUGCGGCCAAGAGGGUCUUGGAGGCCAUGCAGGGCACACAGAUGGAGGGAUGCGACGCAAAGUCAGCCGAGCCGCCCUGCGCAUGACGCCAACACUUUGCUUGCAAUGGCCAUCCAUCUCCCUGUGUGUGUCUGGAUGUGAUGUGCCUGCGCAUCCAUCAAAUCAGGUGUUGGAGUCUGAAGUGGGCCAAGAGGGCUGGGGCUGAGCCUCGGGAGACUUUCUACUCCAUCUUCCUUGCCGACCUUGACGGCGAGGUGACGGAGGAGGAGGUCACGGCCCUCUUCCAGCCCAAAUACCCGAGCUGUUCGCACUCGCGGAUCGUCCAGGACCCGAGCAAGGGCAUGCCCUUUGGCUUCGUGAGGUUCCGCGACGAGAGGGACGCGAUGAGGGCCAAAGACGAGAUGCAGGGCGUCUGGUGUGGCAAGAACCCUCUCAAGAUCAGGUGAGCUGCGUGGGUGGUGCUUGGCAGAGCGGAUGGGGCACUCACCGUGCAUGUCUGUCUCUCCGUCCGUCCGAUUUCGCUGGUCUAUAUGUAUGUCAGCCUGUCGAGGGAGACGCGGGAGCUUCAGCAGGCCCGUCGAGAGAGCGAUCGGCGUGACCGGCAGCCCAUGGAUGGCAGACCACCGCCAUGGAUGGACCACGGCCCACAGGUAUCACACACUCCACCACAGCACAGGGACAAUGGGCGUAAGUUAAGUGAUCCCGACCGACCGUCUUUAUGUCUGUCUGUCUGUGUGUCUGUCUCUCUGUCUGUCUGUCUGUGUGUGUGUGUUUGCCUUCAGAUGGGUGCCCCACCGUUUCGGCCCCCUCCGAUGGGUUACUACGACUACGACCACCCCGGCUACUUUGACUACCCACCCGACUACCCGCCGCCCUACGGCGCCCCCUUCCCUCCGCCACCACACGACUUCUUCCCACUACACAGACCACGUACGGUGGCACGCACAAACUCGCCCUCACUCACACACUCACGAAGUAAGUAUCCUCGUUGCCCUCCCUGUCAUGUCAGCGCCGUUUGGCUACGGCGGGCCACCGAUGGAGCCCUACGAUGACGCGCCGAUGGACGGCAGGGGGCCUCCCCCUCCCAUGCGCGGCGACCGACCCCUGAUGAGGCGGCCACGGAGCAUCUCGCGUGAGAGGGACCGAGACAGAGAUCGGGAGAGGGACCGACGGCGGCCGUCAUCACGCGAGCGAGAUCGUGAUAGAGAUAAUAGGUCGGACAGGCCGUCACGGAGGGGCGACAGGGAGAGAGAGUGGGAGAGGGAGAGGGAGAAGGAGAGGAGCCGCGACGAGCCGCGGCCCAAUGGUGCGGUGGCUGCCCAUCGGCCGACCAUCUUCAUCGGUCGGCUGCAGGACGCACAAGACGUCGACGAGGCCAAACUACGUAUGUUAUGUGUCUGAGAAGGAAGGAGGACACACAAGCCAGGCCAGCGGCAAGGCAAGUGCGAUGUGACUGGUCUAGACGAUUGCUUGAUGUGUGCUGACUGACUGACAGGUGAGAUUUUCGAGUCGUUUGGUGAGAUCAGGGAAGUCCGCCUGCUGCAAGGGAAGGUAUGAAUGAGUACAAACACGGACACACGGAUCGCUGCCACAGAGAGCACGCCGUCAUCAGGGCAAGUAAACUGAUCUUCUCUUCUCUGUCAGGGCUGCGCCUUCGUGACCUACCGCGACAUGUCAGCCGCCAUGGAUGCCGUCAAGGAACGAAACGGUCCGCACACACAUACAGGAGUCUCUCUCCUCUCCGAUUACAAUGCAACACAACACGGGAAUGCUCCCCUUUUCCACACUCAGAUUAUCGUGUCGGCGGCACCCGCAUCAGAGUCGAGCUCAGCAAAGCCAGCGAGAAGGACCUCCACACAUCAUCCGCCAGCAAGCGCCCCCGGGACCGCGACCGCGACCGCGCCGCCAGCCGAGAGCCCCUGUCGCCUGCAGACAGGGGCGCUGGCAGAGGCAGCAAGAGGUCGCGAAAUGGCGACGUCGACAGAGAGGGGUCGGUGAGGAGCGAGGAGCCGCCUGGAGAUGACUCAGCAUCAGCAGCAGCCAGGAGGCCCUCGCCCGGCGGUGUUGAGAAAGAGGUCAUCACCCCGCGGAACAAGAAGAGCCCACCGAGACAGCCGUCACCAGCAGCUGCAGCAGCAGCUGAUGGCGCCGGUGCGUCCUCAGGGCCGCCGUCUCAUCCGAGCUAUGGAGAGGAGCUGGCCCGGCGGCUGGACAGCACGCUGUGCGGUCUGCGGAUGUCGCGACGGCCCGACAGGCUGCCGGAUGUGGAUGCGCUGAAUGGCGAGUAUGUGUGUGGGCAUAUGCGGUCGGUGGUGCUGCCUCUGGUGCCGCUGAUGCGGGAGGUGGGGGGGUGGGGGGCGGCCAGUGAUAGGACGGGCAGCAGGAGGCAGGUGGUCAGUGACGCUAACUCGCGAGACUUCUUUACGCCGGCAAUGAUGUUCUUCUAAAC
This is a messenger RNA of Vitrella brassicaformis, 2731 nucleotides long. The record is from the annotation of a GenBank genome assembly. NCBI's taxonomy places the organism in Eukaryota, Vitrellaceae.